Molecule: messenger RNA, 3330 nt
Organism: Brassica rapa (field mustard)
Lineage: Eukaryota; Viridiplantae; Streptophyta; Magnoliopsida; Brassicales; Brassicaceae
Product: receptor-like kinase TMK3
Biological process (GO): protein phosphorylation
Molecular function (GO): protein binding; protein kinase activity; ATP binding
Source: RefSeq, a predicted model, not a curated record
UCUCUCUCUCUCUCGAGUAACAAAACUUUAAUAAUUCAUUAUUAUUUUAGCUGGUUAAUCGAUUUUUCUCGAGAAGAAUAUAAUUUGGGAAAAAAGGAAAUGCUUUUAUGAUCAUCUAUCUUCCCUACUUUAAUUCUCCUCUAUCUCCGCCGAUUCCAUCUCUCAAUUUGUCUCUCCUCCCCUUUUCUUCAAUGCCACCGUAGAAGAUAACAACAGUAUACUCCACAAGCUCCAAAAAUGACCAGAUCUCAUCUCUUCCCCUGUCUCCUCCUCCUCCUCUCCUUCCUCAAUUUCGCCGCUUCUCAAGACGACGCGACGAUCAUGCAAUCCCUGAAAUCGAGCCUAAACCUCACCUCAGACGUGGACUGGUCGAACCCCAACCCUUGCAAGUGGGACACAGUCCAAUGCGACGGGAGCAGCCGCGUCACUCGGAUCCAGCUCAAGCAGAAGGGAAUCCGCGGCACUCUCCCUCCGGAUCUCCAGAACCUCUCCGAGCUCGUCGUCCUCGAGUUCUUCUCCAACAAAAUCUCCGGCCCGAUCCCCGAUCUCUCCGGGCUAACUCAUCUACAGACUCUCAACCUCCACGACAACCUCUUCGAUUCGACUCCUAAGAAUCUCUUCUCCGGGAUGAACUCGUUGCAAGAGGUGUAUUUAGACAACAACCCUUUCCCUUCUUGGGAGAUUCCGGAGACGGUUAAGGAAGCCACGUCACUCAAGAACCUUUCUUUAAUUAACUGCAACGUCACGGGUUCGAUUCCUGAUUUCUUCGGUUCCGAGACUCUCCCGAGCCUCGCUUCUUUGAAACUAUCUCGUAACAAUCUGUACGGAGGUUUGCCUGUGAGUUUAGCGGGUUCGUCGUUGCAGCAGCUCUACCUCAACGGACAGAAGCUCAACGGAUCAAUCUCGGUGCUGCAGAACAUGACGUCUCUCGUUGAGAUUGAUCUCCAAGGUAACGCCUUUUCAGGUCCAAUCCCUGAUCUCUCUGGUUUGCAGUCUCUGAGGCUGUUCAAUGUUAGAGAGAAUCAGCUCACUGGUGUUGUUCCACCGUCGUUUACUGGUCUCAACUCUCUUACCGUUGUGAAUUUGACUAAUAACUACUUCCAAGGAGCGUCUCCGUUAUUCGACAAGUCUGUUAGUGUUGAUGUGGUUGCGAAAACGAAUAGCUUUUGUUUGGAUACUCCUGGUGCUCUGUGUGAUUCUCGUGUUGAGACCUUGCUGUCUAUAGCUGAGUCGUUUGGUUAUCCGGUGAAGUUGGCUAUGAGUUGGAAAGGGAAUGAUCCGUGUGGUAGCUGGCUUGGGAUUACUUGCUCUGGGAGUAAUGUUACUGUGGUUAAUCUAGGGAGGCAGGAGCUGACCGGUUCGAUAUCUCCGAGCUUUGCUAAGCUUGUUUCGUUGGAAACUAUUAAUCUUUCUAAUAAUAAACUUAGUGGGAGUAUACCGAAGAAGCUUACCACUUUGCCUAAGCUUAGGAUGCUUGAUGUGUCUAACAAUGACUUCUACGGUGGUGUGCCGAAGUUCAGGGAAGGUGUGAAUGUUGUGACUACUGGUAACCUUAACAUCGAUAAGGAUGGACCUGUCUCGCCGAGUGGUGGAACUCCUGGAACUUCAGGGGGAGGUAAAGGCUCUGGUGGAGGAAGUGACAGUGGCAGUGGAAACGAAAGUUCUAAGAAGUCAAGUAGUGUCAAGAUCAUUGUUCCUGUGGUUGGUGGUGUUGUUGGUGCAUUGUGUCUUGUUGGACUGGGUGUUUGCCUCUACGCCAAGAAGAGAAUGAGACCUGCUAAAGUUCGGAGCCCAAACACAAACAUGGUGAUUCAUCCGCAUCACUCUGGUGAUAGCGAUGCAAUUAAACUCACAGUUGCAGCGUCUAGUCUCAACAAUGGGGGAGGAGGAGGAACAGAGAGCUCUUACAGUCACAGCGGAAGCGCCAACAGUGACAUUCACGUGGUGGAGUCUGGGAACUUGGUUAUCUCCAUACAGGUUUUGAGGAGUGUGACAAACAACUUCAGCGAAGAGAAUAUCCUCGGGAGAGGCGGUUUCGGUGUAGUUUACAAAGGUGAACUCCACGACGGAACGAAAAUAGCUGUGAAGAGGAUGGAGUCUUCUGUUGUGAGUGAUAAGGGACUCGCUGAGUUCAAAUCAGAAAUCACUGUGUUGACUAAAAUGCGUCACCGUCAUCUCGUUGCGCUUCUUGGUUACUGUCUUGAUGGUAACGAGAGACUUCUUGUCUACGAGUACAUGCCGCAGGGAACUUUGAGUCAGCAUCUGUUCCACUGGAAGGAAGAAGAGCGGAAACCUCUUGAUUGGACUAGAAGAUUGGCUAUUUCCUUGGAUGUAGCUAGGGGUGUGGAGUAUCUACACACGCUUGCUCAUCAGAGUUUCAUCCAUAGGGAUCUUAAGCCAUCAAACAUCCUCCUUGGUGAUGAUAUGCGUGCUAAAGUCUCUGACUUUGGGUUAGUCCGUUUAGCCCCUGAAGGCAAAUACUCCAUCGAGACUCGUGUCGCUGGGACCUUCGGUUACCUUGCUCCAGAAUAUGCAGUAACUGGAAGAGUGACGACCAAAGUCGACAUCUUCAGUCUUGGGGUUAUACUUAUGGAGCUGAUCACUGGACGUAAAGCUCUUGAUGAGACGCAACCUGAGGACAGCGUCCAUCUAGUCACAUGGUUCCGUCGUGUAGCAGCAAGCAAAGAGAGAGACGAAAACGCCUUCAAAAACGCUAUAGACCCAAACAUCAAGCUGGACGAAGAGACCUUAGCCAGUGUUCAAAAAGUUUGGGAGCUUGCUGGUCAUUGCUGUGCACGUGAGCCUUACCAAAGACCUGACAUGUCUCACAUUGUUAACGUUCUUUCUUCGCUCACAGUCCAAUGGAAACCCACUGAGGUUGAUCCUGAUGACCUCUACGGUAUAGACUACGAUCUUCCGCUUCCGCAGGCGGUUAAGAAGUGGCAAGCUUCUGAGGGGCUUAGCCAGACGGGAGAUGACUCUGGUUCUUCGUCCUCGGUUUAUGGAAGUAAAGACAAUACACAGACAAGUAUCCCGACACGCCCGUCUGGAUUUGCCGACUCGUUCACUUCUGUGGAUGGACGUUGAAGGAAAAUAAAAGACUGCAUUUCUCUGUUUCGUUAAAACGCUUUUAGUAGUAUAGAAGUAGUAGAUUAAGAAGCAUUGUGUGAAAAUUAUCUUUUCUUGUUCUUUGUUUUUGCUGAAGCAUUUUACUUGUGACAUCUAUUUUUCAUGCGAACUUUUUGUUUAAGUGUAUUGAUUAUCGUUGUAGUGUUUAUGCAAACAUAAAAUAUCUAUACUAUACAUCUUGCAUCUGCCACAUGUUAUCAA